Cryptomeria japonica (Japanese cedar) is the source of this 429-nucleotide messenger RNA. RefSeq lists its product as uncharacterized. Gene Ontology annotation, molecular function: RNA-DNA hybrid ribonuclease activity; nucleic acid binding. The record is from RefSeq and is a predicted model, not a curated record. The transcript has 2 exons. The coding region runs from base 1 to 429 and encodes 142 amino acids. NCBI's taxonomy places the organism in Eukaryota, Viridiplantae, Streptophyta, Pinopsida, Cupressales, Cupressaceae.
AUGCAGAGAAAGCUGGCAGGAUGGAAAGGUUGCUUCAAACUCAACUUUGAUGGGGCUGCUAGACAGGGCCUGGCUGUAGGUGGUAGUGUCAUUAAAACUCAUAAUGGGUCCCUGGUUGCAACCUAUAUGAGGAACUUGAAUGGUCACUCCAGCAAUCAAGCAGAAGCCAUGGACUUGGCUUGGGUGGUCCAUUUCACCCUCUCCAUGGGCAUAAGGGCUAUGGACAUUGAGGGGGACUCUAAGCUUAUAAUUGAUGCUGUCACAACGCAGGACAAACUCAAUAAGUUGAUUGAAGGAAUCGCCAGAGAUAUUAUUAGACUCAUUUUAGGGCUUGACUCCUUCUGCAUCAUGCAUAUCUAUAAAGAAGGAAAUGGGGUUGUCAAUGUUCUUGCAACACUCGGAUUAAUGGAUUCGAGCCUAAAAUGCUAG